Molecule: messenger RNA, 2207 nt
Organism: Catharus ustulatus (Swainson's thrush)
Lineage: Eukaryota; Metazoa; Chordata; Aves; Passeriformes; Turdidae
Gene: YARS2
Product: tyrosyl-tRNA synthetase 2
Exons: 6
Coding region: 1-1740 (579 amino acids)
Biological process (GO): tyrosyl-tRNA aminoacylation
Cellular component (GO): mitochondrion; cytosol
Molecular function (GO): RNA binding; ATP binding; tyrosine-tRNA ligase activity
Source: RefSeq, a predicted model, not a curated record
AUGCUUCGACGAACUGAGCCCCUUUUCCAGUCACUGGGAACUUCACCAGACUGCCACAGCUCCUCAAAUAUCAUAGAAAGUGGCUUAGACAUUUCAUCCACCAGUCCCCUCAGAACAGGGGAGAAGGAGCCCACACACGCCGGUUUUGCCGCAUCUUUAACGCCGCCGCUCCGGACAGCCCACGCCCCCCCGCUCCUCCCGCGUAUCCCACGCCGGCUCCCGGUUCCGGGGCGGUCCCAGCGCGCGGCCCCGCCCCCGCGGCAGUCCCGGCGUGCCCCGCGCGCGAUGGCGGCGCCCGCGCUGUGCCGGCGCUGCGGGCGGCCGGCGGGGCUGUGGGGCCUGGCCCGGGCCCGGCUGCCGCCGCCGCCCCGCCGCCGGGCCCACGAGCAGGCGCGGCGGGCGCGGGGCGCGGCGGGGCUGCUGGCGGCGCAGUGCGAGCGCGGGCUGUUCCAGGAGGUGUUCCCGGCGCAGAGCGCGGAGGAGCAGCUGCCGGCGCUGCUGGAGCCGGGCCGGCCGCCGCUGGCCGCCUACUGCGGGUUCGACCCCACGGCGGACUCCCUGCACGUGGGGCACCUGCUGCCCGUCAUGGCGCUGCUGCACUUCCAGCGCGCGGGCCACGACGUCAUCGCCGUGGUGGGCGGGGCCACGGCGCGGCUCGGGGACCCCAGCGGGCGGGAGCGCGCGCGGGAGCCGCUGCCGGCCGGGCAGGUGCGCGCGCAGGCGCGGGCGCUGCGCGCGGGGCUGGCGCGGCUGUUCGGGAACCACCGGGAGCUGUUCUGGGAGCCGGGAGCCGGGCGGCUCGGCCGCGCCGCGCUGCUGGACAACGCCCGCUGGCUCGGCCGGGAGCCGCUGCUCCGCUUCCUCGGCGGCGCGGGCGGGCGCCUCCGCAUGGGCACGCUGCUGAGCCGGCAGAGCUGCCAGGCGCGGCUCCGCAGCGCCGAGGGCAUGAGCCUGGCCGAAUUCCUGUACCCCGCGCUGCAGGCGUACGACUUCCUGCACCUCCACCAGCACCACGGCUGCCGCAUCCAGCUGGGGGGCCACGACCAGAUGGGAAACAUCAUGUCCGGAUACGAGCUUGUCACCAAGAUGACAGGAACAGAUGUGUUUGGAAUUACUGUACCUCUUAUUACCAGUACUACUGGCGAUAAACUGGGAAAGACUGCUGGAAAUGCAGUUUGGCUGAACAGAGAUAAGACUUCUCCAUUUGAGCUGUAUCAGUUUUUUGUCAGACAGCAGGAUAACGUAGUUGAAAAAUACCUGAAAUUAUUCACCUUCCUUCCUCUUGAGGAGAUUGCCCACAUCAUGGAAAUGCAUGCUAAAGCACCUGAGAAAUGGGGCCCUCAGAAACGAUUGGCUGCAGAAGUAACUAAGCUUGUCCAUGGUAAAGAGGGGCUGGAAUCUGCUAAGAGGUGCACUAAGGCCCUUUAUCACAGCAGUGUGGAGGCACUGGAAGAAAUGUCUGACCAAGAGUUAGAGGAACUUUUCAGACAAGCUACUUCUGCUGAAUUGAUGCUUGAACCUGGGAUGACUGUUCUUGACUUGUGCCGCAAAGCAAAUGCCAUUCCAGACGGACCUAGUGGGUACCGGAAAAUUACAGAUGGAGGUGUUUCAAUAAAUGGGAAUCGUGUAACUGAUCCUGAGACUGUUCUUAUUCUUGGACAGCAUAUUCUGAAGAAUGGAGUAUCAUUACUUAGGGUUGGAAAGAAAAAUUACUACAUUAUAAAAUGGCUGCAGUUGUGACAACAGACUAUCUCCCUCAAAUGACGUCUAACUCUGCUGCUUGAAGAUGUACUUGAAAAUAUUUCUGUACUGUGCAGCUCACAGACUGACUUUUUCAAAAUGCGCCAGAGUGCAAAUAAAGGAGCUGAGUUACACCACUGAAGAGAUGGUGGAUACUCUGCCUUAUUCAAAGCACCAGUCAUAAGGAUCUGCCCAAGAAGAAAAUGAAAAGAUUAAUUUCAAAGUCCAGCAAUGGAGAUGUGCUUCCCCUCCUUUAACAGCCUUUGGUGUUGAACAGUUAUUCUACAGGAUAGCCCAGAGGAAAAUGAUCCAAAGCAAACUCAAACCCACUCCUUACAGCCAGUGUGUGCUCAUGUAACCAAGAAACCUUGCUGGGGGCAAAGACAACCACGGGCAUGUUUCUCUGAACAGGUUUGCUUUGAAAGAAGCUGCAGAAAAUUCAUAAUAAAGGAGUACAUGAUUAAUCA